This is a messenger RNA of Coregonus clupeaformis (lake whitefish), 4995 nucleotides long. Its product is annotated as bromodomain and PHD finger-containing protein 3. Gene Ontology annotation, cellular component: MOZ/MORF histone acetyltransferase complex. NCBI's taxonomy places the organism in Eukaryota, Metazoa, Chordata, Actinopteri, Salmoniformes, Salmonidae. The coding region runs from base 409 to 4173 and encodes 1254 amino acids. Gene Ontology annotation, biological process: regulation of transcription by RNA polymerase II. Gene Ontology annotation, molecular function: protein binding. The transcript has 13 exons. The record is from RefSeq and is a predicted model, not a curated record.
GGGAAUUGUAGUCUAAUCGGGUGGCGCGCGAAACCAACUCGUCUGGAUGGCCUGCUUUAGUCAAGGGGCGUGUUUAGCCCCGCUUUGUACCGCACAUCUGCUAGCUAUUCUCCUUGUCAAACUGGGUCGACAACUUAUGUAUUUUUAUACUAGGUUCAGUUGAGGAUAAUACAGUGCUAUGUUUAAUGCCAGUAUUUGGAAACGGUUGCUCGUAUAUUCAAAGAAGGGCUGAGGCAACAAAGACGUUUUAUCAACGAAAAAUACCGGCUUUUGGUUUAGGUGUAACGUUAUCAGGGUGAGCUAACGUUAGCUAGCUAAACUAGCCAACGAUAAGCCUGCGUUUCACUCCCGGUUGCCGAACUGCCAGUGACUAAAGAAGUGUGUUGGGCUUUGUGUGGUUGGAGGCGCAUGAGGAAGCCACGCCGGAGGGGCCACCUGGCCGGUGGAGGGGAUUGUGGUGGGAGGAAGUCUGACCAAGCUGGUAGGGGGCGAGGAGGGCCCCGCCAACGCUCCCCCUCACCCUACAGCCUAAAGCUGUCCCCCACCAGAGAGACGUUAACUUACUCCCAGACCCAGAAAGUGGUGGAAGUGGACUUGGACGGCAGGCUCCACCGGAUCUCCAUUGUGGACCGUCUGACUGUCAUCACAGAGGACGAGAUGAUGGCCCAGGACAUCGCAGAGUGCAACAGCAACAAAGAGAACAGCAAACAGCCCCUCGCACCAGCCAACCCCGGAAGCAAGCCACCUGCCAUGCCCAGAGGCCUCAAGAAAUACUCCAAACAUGCCUCCUCCACAUCAUCGUCGUCCUCCUCCACCCCUCAGAACUACUGCCCUAACGCUCACUCACAACCUUACUACAAAACCAACUCCUCCUCACACAACCAUCACCACACCCCCCUCCCUGAGCCCACCUUUCGCAUGCUGGAGACCUUCAGCCCUUGUGCUGUGCCCCCUCUGCCUGUGGCCUACUACCGCUACAUAGAGCGCUCAGCGGAAGAGCAGGAGGCGGAGGCAGAGUAUGACAUGGAUGAUGAGGACGCGGCCUGGCUGGAGAUGGUGAACACUAGGCGGACGUCAGACGGCCACGCCACCAUCUCCCCCGACACCUUCGAGCUUCUGGUGGACCGCCUGGAGGAGGAGUCAUACCGGGAGGCUCGCAGCCGGGCUCCCUCACAGAGCGCCAUCGAUGACGACGCCUUCUGCUGCGUGUGCCUGGACGACGAGUGCCUCAACAGCAAUGUUAUUCUCUUCUGUGACGCCUGCAACCUGGCCGUGCACCAGGAGUGCUACGGCGUGCCCUAUAUCCCUGAGGGUCAGUGGCUGUGCCGCUGCUGCCUGCAGUCUCCCCAGCGGCCCGUGGACUGUGUGCUCUGUCCCAACCGGGGUGGUGCCUUUAAGCAGACCAGCGACGGGCGCUGGGCCCACGUGGUGUGCGCCAUCUGGAUCCCUGAGGUGUGCUUCGCCAACACAGUGUUCCUGGAGCCCGUGGAAGGGGUUGACAACAUUCCGCCCGCCCGGUGGAAGCUCACCUGCUACCUGUGCAAGCAGAAGGUCCGCGGCGCUGCAAUCCAGUGCCACAAGGCCAACUGCUACACAGCUUUCCACGUCUCAUGCGCCCAGCGCGCCGGCCUCUUCAUGAAGAUCGACCCCGUGCGCGAGACCAACAUCAACGGCACCACCUUCUCGGUGAAGAAGACAGCCUUCUGCGAGGCACACUCGCCGCCCGGCCAGGAGGAGGGCGUAGUGGGGUCGGACGAGGAGGAGACCACUGGGAGGGUGAUGGGGGGCCUGGCCAGCCGAGGGCGCAGUGCCUACACUGAGUCCCCACUAGUGCAGAAGCGAAGCAAGAAGGAGGUCAAGCAGGGGAAGAGGAAGGGGAAGAAGGAUCUGGAGGCGGCUGCCUGUCGUUCCGCCACUACACCGAUGGUCACGGUUCCACAGAUCCCCUCUCAAAGGUUAAACAACAUCUGCAAAGGGAUUCUUGUCCAGAGGAAGAAACAGUUCAUGCAAAGGCUGCACAACUAUUGGCUCCUGAAACGCCAGUCACGGAACGGGGUCGGACUCAUUCGUCGCCUGCACUCCCACGUCCAAUCACAGAGGCACAUUGAACAGCCGGAGCAAGAUAAGAAGGUGUGUGCUGUGAGGGAGGAGCUGAAGUACUGGCAGAAGUUGCGACACGACCUGGAGAGAGCCCGGCUAUUGGUGGAGCUCAUCCGCAAGCGGGAGAAACUGAAGAGAGAGCAGGUCAAGGUUCACCAGGCGGCCCUGGAGCUACAGCUGACCCCGGUGCAGGUGUUGCUGCGCUCCACACUGGACAAGCUGCAGGAGAAAGAUGUGGGCCAGAUAUUUGCACAGCCCGUCAAUCUCAAGGAGGUCCCAGACUAUCUGGAGUUCAUCAGCCAGCCCAUGGACUUCACCACCAUGCGCUCCAAGCUGGAAGUCCACAGCUACGACUCGGUGGCCUACCUGGAGGCCGACUUCAACCUGAUGGUGGCCAACUGCCUGCUGUACAAUGCCAAGGACACACUGUUCCACCGCGCCGCCCUGCGACUCCGCGACCUGGGCUGCGCCAUCCUCCGCCACGCCCAGCGAAAGGCCCACAACACGGGCCUGGACCCGGCCACGGGAAUGCACCUCGCCGAGUCGCCCCAGAAACAUGACUACUUCCGGAGCACCUGGGAGGACGUGGACACUCUGCUGGACCCCGAGAACCGUCUGCACAUGUCGCCCGAGGAGCAGCUGAAGGAGCUGCUGGACAAGCUGGACGUAGUGACCGCCGUGCGCUCCAGCGGCGCCCACACCCACCGUAUCCACCUCCUGCGGCGCGAGAUCAACAGCAUCCGCUAUCGACAAGGCCAGCACCACCGCCACUCGCUCUUCAAUGGAGACAAAGAGGAAGACGAAGACGAAGAGGAGAAAGACGAAGAGGUCGACAGCGGCCUGUUUUCUUCAGAUAAAGAGGACCUCAAAUAUACCCCACCCCCAUUGCUGGAGCCAACGUGCCUGGCACCUCACCCUCUGCAGAGAGACACGCCCCUGGAGCCUCCCACCCUGCGCCCCAUGACUGGGGAGCCAAGGACCCUGGGCCAUCCCAACAAGCGUCUGAAAUUGGACAGCGAGAGCUCAGAUAAUGGUACACCCACCCUUGCCGCUACAGGGAAUUAUGAUUGCACUAAAGCAGAAGAGGCGCGCAGUUUGCACUGUGGAGGGCCGGUGGUCAACGGCCUUUCUGACCAUUCGCCCUCACACCCCGUCACAACGGGAGUAGGGCGGCGGACUUCUGUGCUUUUCAAAAAAGCAAAAAACGGAGCAAAGCUGCUUAGAGAGAAAGAGAGAGACAAUCUUUUACUGAAUGGGAAAGCUGGGGAGGCAGUCACUAGCAGCAGUGCCUCCCCAAACCCCAACUCAGCUUUAAGUACCCCAUUAUCCACCCCGUCUAAGACCCCCCAGCAGACCCCGACCCCGUCCUCAUUCACCACCCCCGAAUGGGGGAACCCUAGUCGAGGUGCCAUCUCAGAGGUGGAGCUGGACAAGAUGUCUAACCAUACACUGGAGAGUGGACUCACCAAUGGGUUCACAAAGCACAAAGAUGGUGGUUCUGACUCAGACUGUAGCCCUCUCCCAAUCCUCCACAAAGAAAUCAGCUCACCACCCAAACGUAGCCUCGGAAAACCAGCACUUUCCAAAGUACAGUUCCUGGAUACUGUUAACGGGGAUGCAGAUUACACCGCUACAGGCAGUAGUAUCCUGAUGCCUUUUGAGAACGGCGCGGCGCUGGAAUCCCUGGACUUGGUCUGGGCCAAGUGUCGGGGGUACCCCUCCUACCCUGCAUUGAUAAUUGACCCUGAGAUGCCCAAGGAGGGCUUGUUGCACAACGGGGUGCCCAUCCCCGUGCCGCCGCUGGACGUCCUGCAGCUGGGGGAGCAGAGGACGGAGGAGGCCGGGGAGAAGCUAUUUUUGGUGCUCUUCUUCGACAACAAGAGGACAUGGCAGUGGCUACCACGGGACAAGGUGACUCCUCUGGGUGUGGACGACACGGCUGACAAGCUGCACAUGAUGGAGGGCAGGAAGACCACGAUCCGCAAGUCUGUGCAGGUGGCCUACGACCGCGCCAUGGUCCACCAGAGCCGCGUGCGCCACGACCAAGCCUUUGUCACCUCCAACUACCUGUAGCGAUGGGGAGACACUAUUUCCCGGGCCCCAAAUCAGCACUGAACCUUACACACUUAUCAUAGGUCAGAAAGGUCUGGAUGGCUUUAAGCUUACCUGGACACUCCUCGUAGGUCUGGAUGGGUGUAUGGCAAGGAGUAUGCCUACUGGUUACACCUUUCUUAGUUCUUUCAGAUCUAUGCAGUGUCUGAGGAUCGAUGCACCUCAUUGCCCCCUAUACCAAACCACUAAUCUCACUACUCUCUGAUUUGAGGCUGUAUAGAGAGAGAUGGAGAGGUAUCUAUUUAUCCCACUUAGUGGGAGGAGGGAGCCUAAUUUUCCUCUAAGUCAGUAAUCCUCAAACCUUCUCCUGGAGAGCCGCAGUUCUGCAGGUUUUUGACCCAGCUUAGUGCCAUCACACCUGAUUCAACUAAUCAACUGAUCUUCAAGCCCCUGGUGAGCUGAAUCAGGUGUUUCACUGCUGAGCUGGUACAAGCAGUACUGUAGUUCUCCAAGAGCAGGAUUAGAGGUAUUUAUUUGUGUGAGCCAUCUUGAUGCCCCUUAGAACUGAUACAGGUAGCUGCAGUGGCUGGAUCAAAGUUCAAUUAACACCUCCAUUUUUGUAUAAUGCUACUGCCAAGAAAUCAAAUGGUUGGAAAAUAGAUUUCUCAUAUUUAUAUGAACUGUGAAACAAUAUAAAUGGAUCACUGCCAUUUUUCUUACACUUUUUACAUUUUUAUGUUUUAGAAACCACUUGUUAUAUAUUGUAAUGACACAUGUACAGUAGAAGUCGGAAGUUUACAUACACUUAGGUUGGAGUCAUUAAAACUUGUUUUUCCACCACUC